This is a messenger RNA of Funneliformis geosporum, 4716 nucleotides long. The record is from the annotation of a GenBank genome assembly. NCBI's taxonomy places the organism in Eukaryota, Fungi, Glomeromycota, Glomeromycetes, Glomerales, Glomeraceae.
AUGAAACCGAAAGGAGAACAACCUGUUGCAUCUACCUCCCGGGCACCUAAGCGCAAAAGAAAGCUUAUCAUAGCUAGUUCUUCCGAAGAAGACAACAUCACGAUUUUAGAUAUGGUUCAAACUAGAAGUGCUAGGAAAAAAGCUAAAGAAAGACGAAUCAUUUCUGAUUCCUCGGAGAUUGAAGAAUCCGUAGACGAAUCCUUAGAUUUGAGUGAUGAGGAAAUUUCAGAAGAUUCUGACCAAAUGAUCACGGAUGAUUCAAAUGAAUCUACAAUUGCAACUAGAUCAAAGCGACGGGUGAAUCGGAUUAAUUAUUCGGAUGAAAAGUACUUUAGAAGUCGUCUUGGUAAUGAUCCGGAUGAACUAAAGAGAAGGAAGGAAUCUCUCACCGAAAAUAAAAUCGAUAAAGGGCGUUUUAAAAUUUUAUCAUCUAAAUUAAACAAUUUUAACAACGUUGAAAGUCUAGAUAGGAGAAAUUCUGUAAUCGUUUCAAUAGAUAACUCAAAUUUUUUUGAAGAAAACGUGGAUGAUGAAAUUUUAAAAGAAAAUGAUGAUCCGAAUGAUUCUAGUGAGGAAGAAUCUUUUACAGAAAAUUCGAAUAAAAAUUUUGAAGACGACGAUUAUUCUGAAAGUGAUCAAUCUAAUCCGAUGAUUGACCCUAUUUCAUCUACAAGAGCAAAUAAUUCACAAUUUAUUGCUGCACAUCUUGAUUGGUGUAAAAAAUGUGGUGGUUCUGCGAAAAGAUAUAAUAGUGAAAAGGGACCGUUGGUUUUGUGUGAAUAUUGUUCUAAUUCUUACCAUUCGACCUGUUAUUCUAAAAAAACGACAAAUGCAAAAAUUUUAUGUCAGCAAUGUAGUAAAUCGGAUUCACAUAUAUCUAGAUGUAUGGUUUGUCACAAGGAACCUAGUAACAAAGAAAAGAACUCGGAAAGUGAUGAAGAUUUACAAAGGCCAAUUAAAGAUGUUGCGAUUAGCUUAGAUCCGGAGGAUUCUCAAGUUUUUUUUAGAUGUUUACGUUGUUCUCAGGCUAUACAUGAAAGUUGCCUUCCGUUUUUGAACGAGGAAGAAUCGCUGAGUGAAAAAAUGCAAUCAUAUCGAGAAUCUUGGAACUGUCAUCUGUGCCUGAAAUGGGAAGAUAAAAUAGAUAAAAUUUUGACGUUUAGAAAGAUAUCUGUAAAUAGUAAUAAAGAGGGAUCAAUGGAAGUUUCAAGAUCUCAAAUUGAGGAAAUAAAUGCAGAUUCUGAUAAUAUUGAAGAUUAUGAAUUCCUUGUAAAGUUUGAAGAUGUGUCCUAUCUUCAAGUUGAAUGGGUGCCUGGUCCUUGGGUGUUUGGAAUUAGUCCAACCAAGUAUAAUAAUUAUGUUAAAUCACAGCCGGAUCCAUUGACAAAAGAGGAAGCAAUUAAGAGUUAUUGGACGAAGAUACAUCGUAUACUUGAUGUACAAUUUAAAAAUGAAGUAACCUUACGUGAACAACUUGAGAACCGGCAUAAAAAUUUGGGUAAAGGUGUACCAGUGCAAGCCUAUGUUAAGUGGAGAGGUCUUAAUUAUGCUGAUGCCACUUGGGAACCCAUAAAAAAUUUAGAUAAAAAAAAGUUCGAAAAGGCCUAUCAGAUUCGGAAAAAUUCAUAUGCAAUUAAGAAGCCCGAUAUCUUUGUAAAUAGAACAUUUAUUCCACAUAAAGUUCAACCCUCAUAUCUGAAAAAUAAAAAACAUUAUAAUACUCUUAAGGAUUAUCAGUUAGAUGGGGUGAACUGGUUGUUACAUAAUUGGUGCAAUGAGAUUUCUUGUAUUCUCGCAGAUGAAAUGGGCUUAGAAAGGAAUUGUUACCCAUUCCUUAUUGUUGCACCAAAAUCUACUACAGCUGGUUGGUCUCGUGAAUUCAAAAGAUGGGCAAAGGAAUUGAACGUUAUUGAGUAUCAUGGAGAUGGAGAAUCAUUAAAGGUUGUUGAAGACCUUGAAAUGUUUCCUGACGGAACCAAUCUAAAAUGCCAUGUAGUUAUCACAACUCCAGAGGCAAUAAUGCAACACACCAAUACAUUCUUAAAGGUUCCUUUAUGGGAGGUGUUGGUUGUUGAUGAAGCACACAGUCUAAAAAGGGGACAAGAAUCUUUACUUUUCAAAGCCUUGAAUACAAAGCUGAAUGUAUAUCAUAAAGUAUUAUUAACAGGCACGCCGAUGAUGAAUUGUAUUGAUGAACUCUUUAAUCUACUCAAGUUCCUUGGUCAUAAGGAAUUCGAAAAUCCAAAGGAAUUAGCGGAAGAAUAUCAGGGCCUACCCUCGGCAGAUCAAUUGCCUGCUUUACAUAAACUACUUAAAUCUUACUUUUUGAGACGCACAAAGAGUCAAGUUAAUUUAGGCCUUCCACCUAUGGAUGACAUUAUAGUUCGUGUUUCAAUGACUCCAAUACAAAAGACAAUUUAUAAAGAAACACUUGAGAAAAACGCAGAUUUUCUUAAACGUGUUGCUAGGACAAAUCGAUCUACAGGCUUUACAAAUAUUUUAAUGAGUUUAAGGCAGAUAGUUUGCCAUCCUUAUAUAAUUAAUCGUGAAGAAAUUGAUCCUGAUGAUGAAAGGACUAAAGAGCAAGAGGAGAAUCGUAAGAAGAAACUUGUCGAAACGAGUGGAAAGUUGAUCCUUUUACGAGAUAUGCUAAUAAAAUUACAUGGCAAAGGACAUCGUGUACUUAUAUUUUCUCAAUUUGUCUCAAUGCUGUCUAUAUUGGAAGAAUUCUUGGAGGACUUAGGAUAUAAAUAUGUUAAGCUUGACGGCAGUACCGACAAUGAAAUAAGGCAACAUAAUAUUAACGCAUUUCAGGCUUCGGAUUCUGACAUAUUUGUUUUCUUAUUGUCUACGCGUGCAGGAGGUGUUGGACUAAAUUUGAUGGCCGCGGAUACUGUUUUUAUAUACGAUCCUGAUUUUAAUCCUCAUCAAGACAUACAGGCUAUGAGUCGCGUUCAUCGCAUCGGUCAAUUUAAACCUGUUAAAGUUUUUAGGUUUAUUACGCAAUUUUCAAUCGAAGAAAAAAUUGUCGAAAAGGGGAAGAUAAAGCUUGCGAAAAAUGAACUAGUUGUGGAAAAAAUGGAUAAUGAAGUUCUUGAUGUCAAAGAAGUUGACGAUAUUAUCCGUUAUAGUGCUAAGGCUUUAUUUAGCGAAGACAAUAAUGAAAAACCCGUAGGACCAUAUACCGAUGAGGCCAUUGAGAAGCUUCUGGAUCGUAGUCAGAUGAAAGCAGCAGAACAAGUGACUGAAUCCAAGAAUCUAACAGGUUUUGCGUUUGCAAGAAUUUGGGACACUGUAAGUCAAGAAGUAGUGGAAGAAAGAAUCAUUGCGAAUGUAGAUGGUGAAGAAUCUGUUGAAUCGAGAGACUUCUGGACCAAACUUUUGGCUCACGUUGCAACUACUGCGUCUGCUGAAGAACCUUUACAAGGCAGGGGAGCUCGGAAGCGAAAUCGAGUAGAUUAUUAUGAAGGAGAUAUAUCAACUUCCAGAAAGAGAAUGGGAAAGAAACGCUCAAUAGAUCCAGACUUUAUUCCUGUUGAAAAGGAAGAUAUUGUUUCAUCGGAAACGGAUACAGAAAAUGAGGUGGAGGAUCCUAGUGUUCUUGAUAUUUCUGGCAGAAAGCCAACAUCUUUUAAGGGUUUACUUACGGGAAGGAAAAACGAUGAUGGACAAAAACCGAAGAAAUCAAGACAAUCAAGACCAAAUGAUGAUAUGAACAAUAUUACAACGAUGGUGACUGGAUCUGGUUUUCACGAUAUUAACAAUAUUACCACCAUUCCUCCAGAUCACCACAUUGUAACCGGGCCAACUUCUAAUACGCCCGAAAUGUAUAAUUAUAGUACUCCAAUGCCAUAUUACCAAUACCAAUGGUUAUCAUCUCAUCACACAUCUGUAAAUAACACGACAGAUAUGACUGUUUUUAAUAGUAAAGUGGCUUCAACUAUAGAGGUGGAUCACAAUUUACCUCAACGAGAAAAUCAACUAGUUAAUGUUAUUACGAUUGAUUCUCCGACAACUCCGCCUAAUACUUCUGUACAACCUAAUGUGGAAAAGGAUAAUAACCCUGUGCAUCCUGUAAUGUCAAAGCAAUCCGAACAUCCCAACUUACAAUUAACAGUACCGCAACAUCAGACUCUAUUACAACAAGCUCCGUACCAAGCGAAAACUCCUAAUAUGAAAUCAAAAUCAGUUAAUUCGAACUCUCGGGGUGUUAUAAUUCGAGAAUUAAAUGUUGAAGCACUGAAAGUGAAAAUCGAUAAAGCUUCAUCAUCCAAAACCAAUAAUAAUGAUGAUAAGCAAUCGAAUCUACAAAAUCAACAGGAACCAAUUGUCAUCAUUUCUGAUGAUGAUUUGGAACCACAAGACUAUCACAUGAUACGACAAAAUGGGGAACGAAAAGUUUUAGAAGCGAAUAAUAUAGUAUCUACUCCAGUUUCAUCUAAUCCAGCAAAUGUGAAAACACCAAAGAACAAAGGGAAACAAAUUGUUUUAAAUAAAAAUAAUUCCGACAGAGGUUAUGAAGAUAUCGAAGAAUUUGUGCGAUUAUUUGAUGAAAUACAAAGGAGCGAUGAAGAUUUUGGAUUAAGGCAGAUUGCUAUAACAAGAUUAUACCAUAAAUUAACUUCAUUAGGUUUUAAUAUUGAAGGCCAUAUAACAAGCUUAGCAGCAAGAGGUAAAUUGGAUCAUGAACUUUUGAGAUCAUUUAGAAAUUCAUGA